CCUGCGAACAGAUGAUUAUAUGCUAUUGUAGUUGUUGCGAAACGAGUAGAAUUUAAUUUUUGGCAAAAAAAAAGUUUAAAAUUGAUAAAACGCGGAAACAUCUGGCAAAAAACUUACCCCGCCCACUUUAGAAAUUUCGAACGUAGGGGCGCUACGUAAAGCCGGAGUUCCGACGUUACUUGUACUUCAAAAACUCAAUGUAUCUUACGUGCAGAAAAUCGAUUUUUGCCUUAACAGCGGUUUUUGGUCGACGGUUGGCAGCAAUAAAUAACAUUUUCGCCAACGGACUGGACUAAAUCGCCUUAUUUCGCACAGGUCAAGUGCGCUAAGGAGCAGCAUAGUAGUAUCACAUCGAUCGAUCAGUACUCUGAACAAACCUAAAAUGACUAUAGCCGAGGGUUCGCAGAAGUCCGCAACCAGGAAGCCCGACAACAUGGAGCCGAUUCUGAGGUUAAACAAUAUUGAGAAGUCUCUGCAGGACACGCGGGACUACAGAGGAUUGCAACUGGAAAAUGGCCUGAAGGUCCUGCUCAUCAGUGAUCCCAACACAGAUGUCUCUGCGGCGGCUUUGUCCGUGCAAGUGGGGCACAUGUCCGAUCCUACGAACCUGCCUGGCUUGGCCCACUUUUGCGAGCACAUGCUUUUCCUGGGCACCGAGAAGUACCCGCACGAAAAUGGAUACACCACAUACCUUUCGCAGAGCGGUGGAAGCAGCAACGCUGCCACUUAUCCACUGAUGACCAAGUACCACUUCCACGUGGCACCGGAUAAAUUAGAUGGUGCCCUGGAUCGCUUUGCCCAGUUCUUCAUUGCCCCGUUGUUUACGCCCAGCGCCACGGAGAGGGAAAUCAAUGCGGUAAAUUCGGAGCACGAAAAGAACUUGCCCAGCGACCUGUGGCGCAUCAAACAGGUGAACCGUCACCUGGCAAAGCCAGAUCAUGCCUACAGCAAGUUUGGCAGCGGCAACAAGACCACACUCUCGGAAAUACCCAAGUCGAAAAACAUCGAUGUGCGGGACGAGCUGCUGAAGUUCCACAAGAAGUGGUACUCCGCCAACAUCAUGUGCCUGGCUGUUAUUGGAAAAGAAUCGCUGGACGAACUUGAGAGCAUGGUCUUGGAGAAGUUCUCAGAAAUCGAGAACAAAAACGUCGAUGUUCCAGAUUGGCCACGUCACCCAUACGCUGAUGAACGCUAUGGUCAAAAGGUGAAAAUAGUGCCUAUUAAGGACAUCCGAUCGCUGACGAUAAGCUUUACCACAGACGAUUUGACGCAGUUCUACAAGUCGGGCCCCGAUAACUAUUUGACACACCUGAUCGGUCAUGAGGGCAAGGGAAGUAUUUUAUCCGAACUGAGGCGACUGGGCUGGUGCAAUGAUCUUAUGGCCGGACAUCAAAACACGCAAAACGGCUUUGGCUUUUUCGACAUUGUGGUCGACCUCACACAGGAGGGCUUGGAACACGUAGAUGACAUUGUCAAGAUCGUGUUUCAGUAUUUGGGAAUGCUGCGCGAAGAGGGCCCAAAGAAGUGGAUCUUCGACGAGUGCGUAAAACUUAACGAAAUGAGAUUCCGGUUUAAGGAAAAGGAGCAGCCGGAGAAUUUAGUCACGCAUGCUGUGUCCUCCAUGCAGAUAUUUCCACUGGAGGAGGUACUUAUCGCUCCAUAUUUAAGCAACGAAUGGCGUCCGGAUUUGAUUAAAAGUUUAUUGGAUGAACUUGUACCCGCGAAGAGUCGCAUCGUAAUGGUGAGUCAGAGUUUUGAGCAGGAUUGCAAUCAAGCGGAGCCCUACUACAAAACCAAGUAUGGUGUGGAGCGCGUGGCCAAGGAUACGGUGCAUUGUUGGGAGAACUGUAAUCUUAAUGAAAACCUUAAAUUGGCACUGCCAAACAGUUUCAUUCCCACGAACUUUGACAUUUCCGACGUUCCAGCUGAUGCUCCCAAACAUCCUACGAUCAUUAUGGAUACGCCUAUUUUGAGGGUGUGGCACAAGCAGGACAAUCAGUUUAACAAACCGAAGGCUUGCAUGACAUUUGACAUGUCUAAUCCGAUUGCUUAUCUGGAUCCCCUAAAUUGUAAUCUAAACCAUAUGAUGGUGAUGCUGCUGAAGGAUCAGCUUAACGAGUACUUGUACGAUGCGGAGCUGGCCAGUCUUAAACUCAGUGUGAUGGGCAAGACGUGCGGCAUCGAUUUUACCAUUCGUGGUUUCAGUGACAAGCAGGUUGUGCUGCUGGAAAAGCUUUUAGAUCAUCUUUUUGACUUCUCCAUUGACGAAAAAAGAUUCGACAUCCUGAAGGAGGAAUACGUACGUUCACUGAAAAACUUUAAGGCUGAGCAACCCUAUCAGCAUUCCAUCUACUACUUAGCUCUGUUGUUAACUGAAAAUGCCUGGGCGAAUGUGGAGCUCUUGGACGCCAUGGAACUUGUGACUUACGAUAGAGUGUUGAACUUUGCUAAGGAGUUUUUCCAACGCCUGCACACAGAGUGCUUUAUUUUUGGCAAUGUGACCAAGCAACAGGCUACGGACAUCGCGGGACGCGUAAACAACCGACUGGAGGCUACCAAUGCUUCAAAACUUCCCAUUCUGGCACGUCAAAUGCUGAAGAAACGGGAGUACAAGCUGCUUGCUGGCGACAGCUACUUAUUCGAGAAGGAGAACGAGUUCCACAAAAGCUCAUGCACACAGCUCUACCUGCAGUGCGGCGCACAAACGGAUCACACAAAUAUAAUGGUGAACCUGGUUUCCCAGGUGCUCUCCGAACCGUGCUACGAUUGUCUUCGCACAAAGGAACAGCUGGGCUAUAUCGUAUUUAGUGGAGUGCGUAAGGUGAAUGGAGCUAAUGGCAUUCGCAUCAUUGUGCAGUCAGCAAAGCAUCCGUCCUUUGUUGAGGAUCGUAUCGAGAACUUUCUGCAAACUUACCUGCAAGUCAUUGAGGAUAUGCCCUUGGAUGAGUUCGAGCGACACAAGGAGGCUUUGGCGGUGAAGAAGUUGGAAAAGCCGAAAACUAUAUUCCAGCAAUUCAGUCAGUUCUAUGGCGAAAUAGCCAUGCAGACGUAUCACUUCGAAAGGGAAGAGGCUGAGGUGGCCAUACUGCGUAAAAUUAGCAAGGCCGAUUUUGUGGAAUACUUCAAGAAAUUUAUCGCAAAGGAUGGCGAUGAGCGACGCGUUCUGUCCGUGCACAUUGUGUCCCAGCAAACCGACGAGAAUGCCACGACCGAGGCGGAACCAGUGGAGAUCACGAACAUGGAGCGACACAAACCUAUUAGCGAUAUUGUGUCCUUCAAGUCGUGCAAGGAGCUAUACCCAAUCGCCCUGCCAUUCCUCGAUAUCAAGGCCAAGGGAGCACGCAGCAAGCUUUAAGGUGGAAUAGGAAUUUGAAGGUCUUCUUAAAUAGCACAUGGUUUUGGUCUCUCUUUGUUUUAAUUGCCCAACCGGAUACAAACGUUGUUCUGUCAUUCACAAAUAUAAAAGAAUCUGUAUCAA
This is a messenger RNA of Drosophila rhopaloa, 3478 nucleotides long. RefSeq names its product insulin-degrading enzyme (gene Ide). NCBI's taxonomy places the organism in Eukaryota, Metazoa, Arthropoda, Insecta, Diptera, Drosophilidae. Gene Ontology annotation, cellular component: mitochondrion; cytosol. The record is from RefSeq and is a predicted model, not a curated record. Bases 383 to 3355 code for a protein of 990 amino acids. The transcript is spliced from 12 exons. Gene Ontology annotation, biological process: peptide catabolic process. Gene Ontology annotation, molecular function: metalloendopeptidase activity; metal ion binding.